Molecule: messenger RNA, 6893 nt
Organism: Lates calcarifer (barramundi perch)
Lineage: Eukaryota; Metazoa; Chordata; Actinopteri; Centropomidae
Gene: nckap5l
Product: NCK-associated protein 5-like
Biological process (GO): microtubule bundle formation; microtubule depolymerization
Cellular component (GO): microtubule plus-end
Source: RefSeq, a predicted model, not a curated record
AACAGCUAUGUAACAGUACCAAACUCCAUUGAUAAAAACAGUGAUUUUACCUCACAGAACACAGGAGUUGCUGGAAUACUGCCGCCUUGAUUGGUUAGUUAGUUUGUGUUAUUGUGUGAUUUUCAGUAGUGGAAGAAGUAUUCAGAGCCUUCACAUGAGCAAAAAUACCGCACAACACAAACUAACUGAUGGAGGCAGCUGCUCUGCCUGGUAAAAUUCCUCUUUUUGUCAAUGGAGUCUGGUACUGACAUGUAAGGAUGUUUCUGGUUCAAAAAGGGACCUUACUCUUUAAUAAAAAGGUUUAUUCUGUUCAUAAUGUUGUCAGACACUUGUAAUAAUAAUAAUCUGAGUCUGUCAGUGGCAAAAACGCACUUUCCUGCAAACAUUUAAUUAUUUACACCAAAAAACAUGGAGAAAAUAAAGCCCAGAGCUUUAAAAAAAAAAAGUUAUCCUUUAAGGCACAGAAAACCACGUAUACGGGCAGCUUUUUUUCUAAGUAUAUGGCGAAGUUAUGUUUGGCAGCAUGGGGGACAGCCUCUGAGAAGUAGAGAAAAAAAAUUGGGGCGGGUAAUGCAAUUUCAUGCAAUGACAUCACUUUUCCUCAACCCAAACAGUAAAACGCCGAGGCAGAGGAAGAAAGCGGCUGCUGCUGCUGCAGGGAGAGGAGGACGCCGCUUGAAAAAUGAGCACAAGGAGAGACAUAUUCCUCAAGAAAAACCAGUAACAUUUCCACCUACGUUAACCAUGGUACGGCUGCGUCGUCUGCUCCAGCUUCCAAGCAAAUGAGGUCUUCCUCUUGGCCAGACCUUGGGAAAAGGAUGUGGAUGAUGAGUACGCCUGGCUCGAGUUUUGAGCCGCAGCGGCUGCCAGCCAGAUGUGGCCAGAUGUGGAGAAACUGUCCAUCGCCAAAACCACUUGUGCUCCUCUUAUACCUUCUUUUGGCGGGUGUCAUUGUUCUGAACGUGCCUGGAGUGUUUAUGACAAACCAUGCUUGAUUUAGUCAGGCCCUUUCUGGGUCACCUCCUUCACUGAGCGUGUUAACUCUGGGUUUACUAAUCCAGCUCCAUCAGAACCAUGAGUGGAGCGUUUGAUAUGACAGGAAAUGAAAAAACAAUCAUCACAAGGAAAUGAAGUUACUACAGCAGCAACAAGAGUGAGGUUAUAAAAUGAGUGAAAAACGUCCGUCACAAUUCCUACAAGAGCUGCAGUUAUAUUCUCCGUUCAUCAAAAUAACAUGCACUGUAAAGGUGCUAUAACUUGUAAUACCACUUUGUGACAGUGAGCCACUGUAGCGUCCAGUCUGCCUUCAAUCCAAGAUGAGAGGAUGAAGUAGAGCUGCUCAGAGGAUGUAUUAUAGCCUCUUGUAAACGCAACAAAAGUUGAGGGUCAUGUCCAAAACCAAAAAAAGACAAAAAAGAAGACUGUUGCAUGAGGCAAAACACAGCGAAUCCUUUCAAUUUAGAGGCUACAACAAGCUCCUUGGUUUUGUUGUUGGGAGACAGAGGUGCCUGACAGGAGACGGACUCCUCUUCAAGCAUCAUAAGGAGAGCUGAAACCACAGAUGAGAACAAUGUCCGAUGAGACUGAACAGAGAAUGUGCGACGAGGACUUCGGUUCGGACGAGGAGGGCGAGGAGGGAGACGUGGAGUCUUACCUGGAGGACAACAGCAGCGAGCUCAUGGACCGACUCAGAGAGCUGGAGGCGGAGAACUCUGCUCUGAUGUUGGCUAAUGAGAGUCAGAGAGAGGCUUAUGAGAGAUGUUUGGAUGAGGUGGCCAAUCAUGUGGUCCAGGCUCUGCUGAAUCAGAAGGAUCUGAGGGAGGAGUGCAUCAAGCUGAAGAUGUUGGUUUUUGACCUGGAGCGACAGAACCGAGCGCUUUGUGAGCUUUUUCAGCAGAAACUGCCCAACCACCCCACCGCUCACUACCAGGUCCACGCAGGACCCCUCCCAGACUACAAUGCACAGCUGCACAAUGACUCCACCAAACAGGUGGAGCCUGCACAGACUGAAGCACAAGCCAAGGGAAAUGGCUACCGCACACAACAUGCCUCCCCGGGUCCUCGUGGCCCAGCCACCUCCAUGGAGGCCCUGUCUCCCUUCUUCAAGAAAAAAGCACACAUCCUGGAGGUCCUGCGCAAGAUGGAGGAGACGGACCCUCUGAAGUUCCACCCGUCCACGGCGAGCUUGUCUUUCUGCGACUACAGCCAGGUGCUCAUGUCCACGGAGGCCGUCCUGGCCACCGCGGACCCUCUUCCGCUACAGUGCAAAUCCCACCACACGCACUGCCACUGCUCCCGCUCCGACACGGACACGCACCAGCACGUCAACGGCGACGGGGCGGUGAAGUGCGAGGGCGGGAACGCCUGCUGUUUACACUGCAAGAGGAGCCCGGACAGUCCUCCAAAGCCAUGCAACCACGUCUGUAGUCCCUCGAAAGCCACGUCCGCCACCCAGAGCCAUGUAGUUCCCGCAGCUGCUACGAGCGAAUGUCACAGUAAGAGCAGAACGGCGGAGUCUGUUCCCCUGUCUAAACAAUGCACCAAGAAUGAAGCCCACCAGCAACCAGCAGGAGGCGCUGCCGCUGCAGCGGAGGCGGCCGAUCAGAGCCUGGAGGCGAUGGGAGCGGAGCAGGAGCAGGAUAAUUCAGAGAGCUGCCUGAACGCCAGCGCCUCUGAGGAGCUCACCGGUUUCUGUCCCACCUCCCACCUGCCCAUUUCCACGAAGGAGAUCUCCCACUGUGACAUGGAAACAAGCGACGGCGUCCACAACGGUUUGGCGACUGACCCCUCGUCCGCCCCCUCCGAGAAAGACGCCACAGAUCAGGAGGCCUCCUCCGUGAGAGCCGGCGCCUCCGUCAGCCCCAGCCCCUCCUGCCUCAGCGAUGUCAAAUCCGCCGCCAUCAACUCCCCGUCCAAACUGCUCAAGUUUUUAAAGAUCCCCUCGAUCGGGGAGAAGUCUCAGCCUUCGACUUCUGCCGUCCGUCUGAGCCCGCAGCUCACCCGCAACUCCCGCAUCCCCUGUCGCACCAACAACUACGAGGUGUACCACUCGCCCGUUCCCACCCGCAGAGCCACCACCACAGAGAGGUGCAGGCAGCCCCCUCCGCCGCCCUCCAGGUCGGAGUCCUACCCUGCCACCCACUCUGCGCCGACUUCCCCUCCGCAGCCCGAAGACGUCUGCUCUCCGCCCGUGAAGGAAAUAAGCUACAGCAGCCUCUCUGCACCUAAAGCCAGCGUCAGCUCCAAGAUGGGCGCUUCCUCCUCCUCCGCAUCCUCUUCCUCGCCCAAAGUUUCCCAGAGGGUCCCUCAUUAUGAGAAUGUCUGCGAUAUGUCUACCAACUCCAGAGAGGAGGAACCGAUGCCGGGCCUGGAGAAAAGAACCACUCUUCCAUCUCAAACAAAAGUGAAUGGCGGCGAGAGGAAGCUUGUUAAAUCGCUGCCAGAGAGCGUCCUGAAUCCUCCUCCUCAGCGGAAGCAGUCGUCCUCCUCCACGUCCGAGUCCACGUCAGAUGACGAGGAGGAUUCAGACAGCCCGGUGUGGGUGAACCACCACAGCCUGCCCAACUCAUCUGCCCUCAGUAAAGCUCAGGGCCGAGCUAGCUACUCACGCACCAGAGAGAAACAGGAGGCCGACGCGAGGGAGGUCACUGUGCAGAGCUCGGAGGUUGCCCAGCCGCCGCCGCCUCCGACAAGGAGGAGCGACUCCUCAUCCAUCCCUAAGAGGCCGGUGCCUGGGGCAGCGAGAACCCAGGCUGACUCCAGUCACCAUGCCUUCAAAGACAGACUGGCUGCUCUUGGGAAGCUGAGGAGCUCUGAGGAUCUACAGGUCGGUCUCAGGCCGGUCGAUGCCGCGAACGACGGCACCUACGGGGAAGAGAGGAGUAAGACGGUGGAGAGGCCGGUGGAGCUCCAUAAAGAGGAGCAGAGACAUUCGAAGUACACAGACUCUCUGGAUGGUAAACCUAAAAGUAGCAGCGGUGGUUUGAAGUAUCCGGCGUCAUCUCAGCUGUACGAACAGGCGAUGAAGUCUCAGUCGUCUGGUCCAGCGGUGGUGAAACAAGAACUGUGUGUGAUGAAGACAGAAGGCUCCAAGAGUAAAAUAGGUCUGCCAUCCCCGAACGCAGAUGCUCCGCAGGUACUACGCAACAACAUCAAGUGUCCUGGCUCCUUGAAUCUGGCCUAUAACGUCAAAUCUGGUCCCCACAGUAGCAACAGCCCGAACAAAAUCCCCCCGAAGUCGCCGUCCAAGCCUUGCCAGGGUCCAUCCGUCCACAGAGGGGGGAAGCCCACAGAGGCUCCGCGUUACUCGUCCAAAUCAGAAGAGAGGACCAAGAUCAGCGGGAAAGGGAAGAAGAAUCCGAUGUACGGAGACAGCCUCCCGCCGCCGCCUCCGAGACCCCCGAUGUCUGAGGGGGAGAAGCCCAUGCAGCCGGCGCCCAGCCCGCAGUCGGCCAUCGAGCAGAAGGUGAUGAAGGGCAUCGAGGAGAAUGUGCUGAAGCUCCAGGAGCAGGACAGAGGAGGGCAGGGCAGCGAGGUGAAGCAGAAAGCCUCCAACGGCAUCGCCAGCUGGUUCGGCCUGAAGAAGAGCAAGCUGCCCGCGCUGAGCCGCAAGACCGAUGCCGCAAAGGCGAAAGACGAGAAGAAGGAGUGGAAGAUCAACAUCCCCUCGGUGGGCAGGGACUCCGUGAAGAUGGCCACCAGGUGUAAAGAAGGCGUGGAGGGUCUGAACAUCUCCACCCUGAUGGAGAAGGCGGAGGGCCUGAGGAGGGCCCUGGAGGAGGAGAGGGCGUACGUAGAGAGGUCGGGCAGGGGUCACUCCUGUGAGGUGGUGAUGGACCAAGCUCAGGGACAGCUGGCUGUCAUGUACAGGGGAGCGCGCUCUGACAACUUCAUGCAACAGCUGCUAAACAGGGUGGAUGGGAAGGACAUGAUCAGCGUGCCCCAGCGCCGGCUCUCGUUCGACUGUAAGACGUCCAAACCGGUGUUCGCCCAGCAGAGCGACGUCAUCAGUCACACCGGCAGUCGUGACGAUAUGGAGAAGGGAUCAGAUAGAAUCGGCAAGAUCACGUCAGAUGAAAACCUCGCAGAUUCAGUUCACUCCCAGCACUUCGCAGGUUCUGGUGCUUCCACGUACACCCUGGACAGCGGCAUCGGCACGUUCCCGCUGCCAGACUGCAGCAGUGGGGCGGCGGGUCGGGGCCUGUCGAAGACGAGGGCCGGGGCCGAGCACCACUCCUCGGGCUCCUCGCCGGGGAGGGCGGGGCGACGGGCCCGCACCCUGGACCGAGAGCUGACGUCGCAGGAGGAGUGCUACGUGCCGCACAAGCAGCUGAUUCCCACCAUCCAGUACGGAUCCAUGCUGGAGGGCAGGAGCUCGGCCGGCGUCAUCCGCGAAGACAAAGAGGCGCACGGAGCGAACAUGUUUUCUCCUCGCUCUAAGACCUGGACCUUCCCCAACCUGAAGACUCCAGCCGGACCUGCAGAGGUUUACCUGGCGGUGGAGGAGGAGGAGGAGGAGGCGGUGUCCUUUGGCUCACCGUUCAGAGGGAGCACGAAGGCCGGCGGUCCCUCCUCCAGCCGGGUGGUUGACCCGGGCAGCUUGCCGGUCCCCGCCCAGUCCGGGAUGAGCCGCAGGGGGAAGACCCGCACUCCCAGCGUCCCUGAGAUGAGCCGGGAGGCAGGACUGGAGCUGCUCAGGGAGCGGCCGGAGGAAGCCCUCUCCCCGAGUCGCCCUCAGGUCCUGGAGACGCCCGAGUCUCUGAGCGACUCUCUGUACGACAGUCUGUCGUCCUGUCGGCAGCCAAGGAUGAUCCUGCCAAGGACCGGAGGAGGGAGGAGGAGGUGGGGGAGGAGAGGGAGGAGGAGGAGGAGGACACACAUGCUCAUCUAGUCCACAGACAGUAAGACCCAGCACCGUCUCCUGGUUGCUGGUCGUACUGUGAUGCUGCUGACCCCGCCGCCUGCCGCCAUCUUUGAGGGAGAAAAAAGAAAAGAAGAAGAAACUGUUCCCUGGUGAUGAUCUGGUGGUGUCUCAUCAGCCGUUUCUAUGUCGCAACUGGAAAAGAUGGAUCGAUAAGACUUCUCCUCAGGAUUUCCAAUAAACGUGAAGCCAAAAGCCACCCCCCAAAUAACAUAGGUUGUUCACUUUUUUCACAAUCAGACUUUGACUGUGGACACUUCUCUUUGAUUCAUGUAUACAGGACUACAAGACGCAUGGCCAAGCUAACGGUUAGCACAAAAACGUUAACAUCACCCCCGGUAGUUGUUUCAGCAACCUGUCAUUUUGUUUCUCUUUUCAUCCUGGUUGACGGAUUAUUUGUUGUACAUCGUGGAAGCGGUGAAGCGCUGACCCAGAUCGAUGACUGUACUGUAUCAAUACAUCCGUUCUGUUCUAGACAUCAUUUCAUCACAUAAUGUAUUGGGAGGGAGGAGGGGUAACAAAAAACAAAACAUGAAGCUCCUAAAAAAAAAUGAAUGUUCAUGUCUGUGAUUCUUAAUUGCUAAACUCAUGCAUCACGAUUUUAAAUGUAUAAACGAUUUUAUUGAUCAUGUUGAUAUUGGUUUGCAACCAACGAAGGUUGUCAGAAUAUGUCUGUUUUAAAUCAUAAUACAUUUAAAGGUAAUAUAUACCAGCAAUAAUAACAUAGAUAAGAGAAAUGGCUACACUAUUCAAUGAAUAUGUAUUUCUAUUAUUUAUUUAUUUUAAAUGUACAUCAUUUGCAGUCAUCUUUUUUUUGGUAAUCUUUCUGUGAAAAUUGCAGUCUCCUCGCUUAGUAGAUUAUGUUCAUAUCUUGUAUUUCAACAUCUCUGUUGCUGUUUGUUCCCUAGCCAAUAGAGGUCCUAUGUACCUACUGCCGUUUUUUCAACUUUCUAAUUAAAAAUGUUUUGAUUUA